Molecule: messenger RNA, 2370 nt
Organism: Cyclocybe aegerita
Lineage: Eukaryota; Fungi; Basidiomycota; Agaricomycetes; Agaricales; Hemipholiotaceae
Source: the annotation of a GenBank genome assembly
AUGUCAAACGUCGUCCUCAUUACGCAGAAGAUAUUCAAGGCUGAUAGUUCAGCUGUAUUUUCCCUCAAAACAUGCAGCGAAGACGACCUUGUAUGUUGUCUACCCGCUUUCAAGGCCACCAUCUGCGAUGGCAUCGUUGGAUUGGCCCCCGUAUAUCGGACCGAUUUCUCAUUGCAGUCUCUCGCAAUCGCGUCUGCCACGACAGUGCUCCUGAUCAAUAUGCCUUCCAGAGCUUCAAAGAAAAAACGACCUGGCAAGUCUAGGAAGGAAAACCAACCAAACGGGCGUCGUCCUCGGGAUGCGUUACGCAACUUCUUAUGUGAUACCACCAUCUUUAAAGUCGCCUUUCAAAUGGAUAGAUUGGCGUCUUCCCUCUUCUUAAACUAUUCUUUGCUCGUCGUUAGUGGGAAAGACCUGCUCUCCUUGUCUGGUGAUGAACGGCACUCCGUCCAAUCCCUGAUGAAUUCUUUGGGAGGCGAGCUCACACUUCACAAACAACACGUCGUCCAGCUAUUUGUUCGAGAGGAAUCUGCAGACAACAAACCAGAGACAACAGCUCUGCAAGCUUGGAGCGCGGGCCAUGCUGCCGUGGUGCCUCAUGUCCAACAAAAGUUAGAGAAGAUCCCCUCAAUCAGCACUGAGGCGAUAGAGGAACGUAUCCUGACGAUCAUAGCACACGCUGUUCGUAAUACAGCCUCUCUCAACGCACUGAAACCUCUGCGAGUAAAGAACGAGAUACAACAACACAGUGCCCGUCAAGGCGGAGAAUUGACGGUCGUGUCACAACGCUAUAAGACACGUCUAAUGCGCACGGCGGGACAUCAGACUGUGGAAAUCACAACGUCCGAAGCUGACGGCAGCAAAAGAGUCAUCCAGGCUAAAGUUUCCGGCACCAAAGGACGACAGGCGAUGAUAUCCCUUAAGGGCACUCUCGAACAGAAUGCUCGACUUCAUUCGGUGGAGACCAUUGGCAGGAGCCCGCCAACUCUAGCGGAGGCGCUCAAAACGACUGUCCUACUUCAUGCGCUCCAGCGACAGAUCUCGUUUUCCAAUCACCCGUUUAUUCAAACGAUGUGGGAGUCCAAAGGAGGCAUCUCUUGGCGAAAGACAGAGAAACUGCGGACGCCUGCACCCUUGUACUAUCCUCCCCGCGGCUUGAAUGCAUCACAAGAGAAAGCUGUUAAUGCCAUUCUCUCUGACAAAGAGAAGUCACGCGUUGUUCUUAUCCAAGGACCACCAGGCACAGGGAAGACUACUGUUAUUGCAGCAGCUGUAACGAGCAUCACCUCUUCUUCUGAUCAAGAAAACACCCUCUGGCUCGUAGCCCAGUCCAACGUUGCCGUCAAGAAUAUAGCAGAAAAGCUGGCAUCUGUCGACUUCCUGGACUUCAAGAUUCUCGUUGCCAAGGAAUUCCACUUUGAUUGGCAUGAACACCUUUAUACGAAAAUCGAGCCGAACCUCAUUCGGUCAGACGAAUUUGUGGCAGAUGGUGUUGUUACGGAACGUCUGCUUCAAGGUUCAAGAGUGAUUUUAUGCACCCUCAGCAUGCUUUCGAACGACAGAAUUUCGGCUUUUAGUAGUUUAGUUCCGUUGCAGACGGUCAUCUUUGAUGAAGCCAGUCAAAUCGAAAUUGGUGACUAUCUCCCCAUGCUCAUUCGCUACCGGCCAACAAUUAGCAAACUUGUGUUCAUUGGCGACAACAAGCAACUGGCCCCGUACGGAGCGAGCGACAUCACAGGCCUAGGUAGCAUCUUCGAGAAAUUGCACCUCACUAGCCGAGCAAUCUUCCUCGAUACUCAAUAUCGAAUGCCGACCCCGAUAGGCUCGUUCAUAUCAGCCCGUGUCUACAAAAACAAGCUCAAGAGCAAGCACCCUAUUUUUGACCCCGCUUGUUGUCGCUUCGUAGACGUGAGCAACGGCGCCGAGGAAGCGAAGGGUCGCAGUUGGCAGAACGUCCGCGAAGCGAGUGUUGCAAUCAAGGUCGCUCGUCAGCUGUUGGCUGCCGGGAAGUCCUUCCGUAUCAUUACGCCCUACGACCCGCAACGCUCGCUCUUGGAGAACAAACUCAAGGAUGCCAAGCUUCCGUGGGAGGAUAAAUGUUUCAACAUCGAUGCUUUUCAAGGCAAUGAAGACGACUACAUCGUCAUAUCUCUUGUUCGUUCCGAGAAGAUGGGAUUUCUGCGCGAAAUGAGACGAGUGAAUGUCAUGCUGACACGAUGCAAGAAGGGGAUGGUCAUCUGUGCAAAUCGCCGUUUCGUUGAAGGGAAGGCUGCCCAGUCGUUGGUGGGCCAGUUGGCAGCAUCGUUGGGUCACGAAACCUGGGUAGGGGCCAACGACGUGUUGACGAAAGGUGUCCAGCCAUUUAGGUGA